AUGCUAAGAAGCUUUUGCAGGCCCCUCUGUGCUAGAGUCAGUCUGACUGCACUCAUUUUUGACUAUGGUGUUCAGAACAACACCUGGAUGGUCCAGCCUGACCUCAAGGAUGCAGUUUUGGUGAACAUCACGGGCACUUGUCGAGGAUGCCAUAUGGCAGAGAGCCACGGCUUGAAUCUCAAGACAUUCUCCACGACCUUCAAAUCCAUUGGGAAUGGUGCUUGGGACAUCCUCAUCAACUGUUACAAAUCUGAUUGCUUCAGCGGCAGCAUGACAGGCCAAAACUUCUUUUCUGACGAGGGUUGGAACGUCAUCGUCCGGUAUGACGACGACAGCUGCCAAUUCAUCAGGUCUUGA
Cryphonectria parasitica EP155 is the source of this 357-nucleotide messenger RNA. RefSeq lists its product as uncharacterized. Bases 1 to 357 code for a protein of 118 amino acids. The record is from RefSeq and is a predicted model, not a curated record. The transcript is spliced from 3 exons. NCBI's taxonomy places the organism in Eukaryota, Fungi, Ascomycota, Sordariomycetes, Diaporthales, Cryphonectriaceae.